CGCGACGGGCGUGCGCGGGGCGUGACGUCAUGGGGCGCGUGCGCUCCGCUCCGGUUUUCUUUUCCUUUGACGCCCCGCUGCCGGAAGUGAGGUCACGGCGCGCCCGGAAUGACGACACAGGCAGCGCCUCGUGACGUCACCGCCCCCGGUGGCCCGACGGCGGAGGAGAGGGGCGGGGCCGAAGCGCGGCGUCACUUCCGGGGGGCGCGGUUCAUCAUGGAGGCCGGUCUGCGCCUGGGGCUGAGCUCGGCCGCGCUCAGCACCGCCCUCGGUGCCUUCCUGCGCUUCGCCCGCCAUCACCGCAGCCCCUACGACCCCGCCCUCGUGGCCGCCGCCGCGCUCCUAUUGGCCGGGAAGGCGCAGGGGGCGGGGCCUCGAGCCCGCGACGUCAUCAACGUCACGCACAG
This is a messenger RNA of Numida meleagris (helmeted guineafowl), 407 nucleotides long. RefSeq names its product family with sequence similarity 58 member A (gene CCNQ). The record is from RefSeq and is a predicted model, not a curated record. Gene Ontology annotation, biological process: regulation of transcription by RNA polymerase II. Gene Ontology annotation, molecular function: cyclin-dependent protein serine/threonine kinase regulator activity. Gene Ontology annotation, cellular component: nucleus. Lineage: Eukaryota; Metazoa; Chordata; Aves; Galliformes; Numididae.